Messenger RNA from Eublepharis macularius, 1974 nucleotides. RefSeq names its product cytochrome P450 2J4-like. Gene Ontology annotation, molecular function: heme binding; iron ion binding; oxidoreductase activity, acting on paired donors, with incorporation or reduction of molecular oxygen, reduced flavin or flavoprotein as one donor, and incorporation of one atom of oxygen. Gene Ontology annotation, cellular component: cytoplasm; intracellular membrane-bounded organelle. NCBI's taxonomy places the organism in Eukaryota, Metazoa, Chordata, Lepidosauria, Squamata, Eublepharidae. The transcript has 9 exons. Gene Ontology annotation, biological process: xenobiotic metabolic process; arachidonate metabolic process. The coding region runs from base 39 to 1523 and encodes 494 amino acids. The record is from RefSeq and is a predicted model, not a curated record.
ACAGGUUCUAUUUGAUACCAAGAAAAAGCUGCAGUGAAAUGUUGGCUUUAAGCGCCAUCCUUACCCUCCUCUUUCUGUGCUACCUGGUUGUAGAGUUCGUAAAGCUGCAAAGAAAAAGACAACAACAUCCACCUGGACCUGCUCCUAUCCCAAUUCUUGGAUGUUUAUGGCAACUGAAAUUCUUUCGAUUAGACCGUGAUAUCCUGACAGAGGUAGCCAAGUCCCACGGGGACAUUUUCACUUUGUGGUUUGGUCAGGUUCCGGUGAUUAUAUUAAAUGGAUUCCAAGCAGUGAAGGAUGGCCUUACCACCCACCCCGAAGACGUUGCUGGUCGUCCAGUGACCCCUUUCUUCCAAGCUAUGGCCAAUAACAAGGUGGCUUCAGGUAUUUUCCUGGCAACUGGCCGCACAUGGAGGAAUCAAAGACGAUUUUCCUUGAUGACCUUAAAACGUCUGGGCUUGGGGAAGAUGAACUUGGAGUACCAAAUCCAAGAGGAAGCCCGCCACCUAGUGGAGACCUUUAUGAAUGCUAAAGGAAAGCCGAUGAAUCCAUCUUUUGCCCUCAAGCUUGCUGUUUCAAAUGUGAUCUGUGCAGUCGUCUUUGGGCAUCGCUUCUCCAAUGAUGACAAAACUUUCCAUCACUUACUGGAAGCCGUGGAAUUUAUAUUCAAAUUUGCGGGAAGUCUCUAUUAUCGUCUAUACGAUGUCUUUCCUUGGGUUAUGCGCUGUGUGCCAGGCCCUCCGAAGAAGACACUGUCUUGCUGCGAGUCGGUGUGUUCAUUCAUAAGGAAGGAGAUCAGUAUCCACCAGAGCAGAGGAACUUCAGAGGAGCCGGCAGACUUCAUUCAUUGUUACCUGGCUCAAAUUGAGAAGAGCAAAGACCAGUUGAAACCAGCCUACGAUGAACACAACAUGAUCCAGAGCAUAUUCGACCUGUUCUUGGCUGGGACGGAGACAUCCAGCACCACGCUUUGCUGGGCAUUGCUCUAUAUGGUGGCUUAUCCUGAUGUCCAAGCAAAAGUCCAGAAGGAGAUAGAUGCCACCGUGGCUCCCCGCCAAAUGAUCUGCUAUGAGGACCGCAAGAACCUGCCCUACACGAAUGCUGUGAUUCACGAGGUCCAGCGCUUCAGCACCAUUAUCUCCAUUGGGGUAUCCCGGCUUAGUGUGAAAGACACGAUGAUCCGACAGUUUCCCAUUAAAAAGGGCAUUAUCAUUUUACCAAACAUCGCUUCUGCCUUGAUGGAUCCUAAUGAAUGGGAGACUCCCCGGGAGUUCAAUCCGAGCCACUUCCUCGACAGAGAUGGGAAAUUCACCUGCCGAGAAGCCUUCAUCCCAUUUUCUAUAGGGCAUCGGAUGUGUCUUGGAGAACAUUUGGCAAGGGUGGAGCUCUUUAUUUUCUUCUCCAAUCUCUUGAAGGCCUUCACCUUCCAUUUGCCAGAAGGAGUGAAAGAAAUAAACACAGAACCCAUUUGGGGGGGAACUUUGCAGCCGCACUAUUUUGAAAUCUGUACGAAACCUCGCUAAAUCUUGUGGGGCUGAGUGUGUGUGCCAUGGGGAAGCUGCAGUGCACUGCAUUCAGGCAUCUCAUUUUCUUCUGGAAGUGUUUCUGGCUUCUUUGGAAUUGUGAGAAUCUCAGGUUUCAUUGUAAGGUUUUCUAAAAAUUCCUUCAUGUUUGCAGAAAACACACCUUAAUCCUUUUUGAGUAUUUUUUUCCAGGUUUAUUGUAGAUUGUUAGUUUUAGAGGUAAGAGCCACAUCAACCCAAGAUGGGAAGAUGGCAACCAAGCCCAAAGCUCAAUAUUGUGGCAAUUCUGCUGCCGCCUUAGACAGUCAAAGACUCCAUCUUGACCUGUAAGAGGUUAAAGGACAUGACUUCCAGAUUUAUGGUCCUGGCUGAUCAUAGGAUUGUAGAAUCCCCCUUCUCCCUAUAUUCUGUUUCUGAGGUGUUAACAUAUUAAACUAUGGGGUUACUAUUG